GAUUAACCCCUUCCCCCUCGGUCCGCCUCCUCCGUCUCUCCGUCUGGUUCUUCUACCUGCACUCGUCUGGACUCGUUCCUUGAGUAAAGACACAGAAGGACAGGACGAUGAGAGAGAAAGAAGGUGAGUAAGACCAAGACGGUGAAAAUCUUUCUCUGUGGAAUACGGUGAAAAUCCAGGCAGUAUUUGGCCACCUGUGAAACACAGUUUUGGAUAUUGAUUGGACAACUGAAAUGGAAUACCAAGUGAGUGACUGAUUAACUGACUAAAUUGGAUUCUUUCGAGUUUAACCAGCAUUUCUACACUAUGUCUAAACCUUCACGACUUGCUCGCCCAUCCUCGGCGGGUCCUGGCUCCAAACUCCCCUCGCCUCGUCGGGAUACACCUGCCAGCCAACCCAGAAUGCAUAGCAUGGGUGAGAAAGUGAUACGGACAGAAAGCGAGGGAAAUAUACCUGGCCAGAGCCCUCCUGUCAAUGGAACAACACAUUCGCAGAUCCCGCAAAACACCAAUAUAAAGGAAGAGGAUGAGAUGAGCCAGCCAAGGAGCAAAAUCUGUCCACCUAAAAGGUUCACAGCACCCAUAACCCAGCAAGAAGUCACACAUCCCAAACCUCUAAAGGGGAAUCUAAAAGUGACUUCCAGUGAAGACGCUGAGCACCUGACCCGUAAACGGCAGGUUGUCUCCGCUAGCAGCCCUGGUAACCGCUGUGAGGCCAAAUCUAGCCGCUCUGGGGUUCUGCGAAGACACACGGUGGGGGGAGCGCGCAGCUCACAGGAGAUCCUGGCCAUGCAGCCAUCCGAUAUGGAUAAAAAACGAGAGGCCUUUUUGGAACAUCUGAAGCAAAAAUAUCCACACCACGCCUCCGCCAUCAUGGGCCACCAGGAGAGACUCAGAGAACAGUUAUUUCAGGGGAUGUUGUCCGCUCUGCACUCUGAGAUAGAUAUUCAAAGAUAUCUGCUGAAAAUCCAGAAUGUUGGUUCACGCAGAAGCUCUAAGCAGAGUUUGGCGUGUCCGAGUCCAGUGCCUGUGUUUGUGGAUCAGCUGGAGCACGGCUCACUGGUCUCUCUAGAUGCUCUGGAUGUCAUGUCUGAGUGCAACAUGCCCAUCGCCUUCACCCGAGGCUCCCGGUCUCGAGCCAGUCUGCCCGUAGUCCGCUCCACUAACCAGACCAAGGAUCGCUCAUUAGGAGUGUUGUAUCUGCAGUAUGGAGAUGAUACAAAGCAGAUACGCAUGCCUAAUGAGAUAACAAGUGUGGAUACAAUCAGAGCUCUGUUCGUUAGUGCCUUCCCUCAUCAGCUUAACAUGAAGAUGCUGGAGUCACCCAGCACCGCCAUCUAUGUGAAAGACGAGACCAGGAACAUGUACUAUGAACUCACUGAUGUCAGGAGCAUCACAGAUCACUCCUGCCUGAAAGUGUACCACAAAGAUCCAGCGCACGCCUUCAGUCAUGGAGCUCGGCCAAUCAAUGGAGACACAAGGGUCCACAGGGAGAUGAUGUAUGCUGGACCGAGUGGUCAUCCUCUCCGGCAGCCCCCAAUGGGUCCCCCUCCACCCCAUAUGCAGAGUUCCAUGUCCCCUACCACACCUCAUGCUAUGCCCUCCUCCCCAUCUCGUAUCCCCUUCGGCCCACGCACCUCAGGCAGUGGGGUUGCCACAAUGCCACGUGAGAGAGCGGCACACACACUCCCCGCCACCUCCCCUGUUUGCCCAUCCUCCCCCUGCAUGAGCGCCAUCCUUGAGCGGCGUGAUGUCAAGCCUGACGAUGACGUAGCUGCAAAGAGCAUGUCACUUCCUGCCCGAGCUGAAAGUCAUUAUGCUGACCCCUAUAUGUUACAUCACCAUGCCCCGCCCCCUGAUACAGUAGACUACACCUACCACCGUGCCACCAUGCGCUCUUACAGUAACCCCGGUGUUCCCAUGGAGCCCACGGACCAUCCUUCGCUCUUCCGACAGAAAAGCAGGAAGUACACGGAUAGCCAGUUACCCAUGCUAGGCUCCAAAACCCCGCCCCAUUCCCCACAACGGAUGGGCGAGGUGCGGAUGAUGGACAUUCACACAGUCCAACCACAGAGUUCCAUGACUCUGGAGAGGGCAUCUCCUAUCAGACAAUCAUUUAGGAAGGAGACUCCUCUUUCUAUGGACACCAUGGUAAAGGCAAGGGGAGGUAUGGGAUCUCCUGCCACCCCUGAUCUUCAGGUUCACAACCCUCUUGCCCCAUCGACAGACCCUCAGACACGAGAGAGAAUGAAGGCCAUGGAGGAGCAAAUAGCCAGUCUGACUGGUCUUGUGCAGCAUGCUCUCUUAAAGAGUCACAGCACUAACAGCAACAAGGAACACCCCAGUGAGAAAUCAGUAAAUUCCGGAUCACCAGUUCACAGCACAUCUAGCACAGGAGGUUCUCCAGUAUUAGCACCAAAAGUUAAUGCAGCAACUCUUGAGCAUUGCCCCGCCCCUACACCACCAUUAGGCCCCACCCCCUUGCAUGCUAACCUUCACCUGUUCAGGAAAAAUGUCUCUGAGCUCCGCCUCCAACUGCAACAUAUGAGACAACUACAGCUUCAUAAUCAGGAGUGUGUGCGUGCUCAGAUAAAGCACGCAGAGCAAGAGAUCAGUGUGAAGUUGGCUGAAAUGCUGAGACGACAGGACGAUCCAACACAGAAACAGAGGACACUGGUGGAGGAAGAGAGACACCGAUAUCUCAACAUGCAGGAAAGAGUUCUCACCCAGCUGGAGGAUCUGGAGCAGUAUGUGGAGACACUGAGGACUGAUUCUAGCCCCGCUGCAUCUCAGAGAGCCGUGACGCUGAAGGAGGUAGAGGAGGGAGCUGUCAGUCUGAGGAAGGUGGGCGAGAACCUGGCUGGACUGAAAGGAGAGUUUCCAGCUCUUCAGUCCCGUAUGCGGGCGGUGCUCAGGGUGGAGGUGGAGGCCGUGAAGUUCCUCAAAGAAGAGCCGCACAAGCUGGACAGCAUGCUGAAGAGAGUCCGAACCCUCACAGACACACUCGGCAACCUUCGCAGGUCUACCACAGAUAGCCUGCUGAAACCCUCUGACCCCGUUUCCUCGUCAUCUUCCGAAAAAACAGAAUUGGCCAUUGUUGAAUCCCCAGAGGCUGCCUCGGUUGCACCUCAGAGCUCCACCGUGAGGUCAGAGGUUAUGACAUCAAAUCCUGUGGUGAUCCACCAUGCCCAGGCCUCUCCUGUAGCUACACAACAAUCCCAGCAAUCAACAGCACCUUCGCCCAUUCCCCCUGCGGCACAGAGACGAGAGUCGACCCCUUCACCCACCAAACAGCUCAAAAAACCCUCACUUGAGCAGACACAAAUACCAAAUGACAGCCGCAGUGGAGUCUCAGCUAAUGGCAUGAAUGGCAAAGGUCCUUCUCCAAACUUCAUUGAGGAGAUACACGCAAGUCGCAGCAAGAACAUGAACAGGGCUGUGUCAAUAGAGGCUGCAGAGAAAGAAUGGCAGGAGAAGAGGCUGAACAUGGGUCAUUAUGAUGGGCAGGAGUUUGAACGGAUGCUCCAGGAAGCAGAAGCCAACAUGCUGAGAGGAAUACCAAACCUGGAGGCUCCCAGCGAACCCGAGGGCUCCCCUGCAGUGGUUCUUGCCUCCCUGGAGGAGGAGGUAGAAAAAAACGAGCCCACAGCAGCACCAGCAAAACAGGAUGACAAUCAGCCGAACUCUGAGAAACCUACUAAGGCUGCUUCAGAGAAACCUCCCAAACCUCUGGAGAAACCAGUUAAGUCAGCUUUGGAGAGACCUCUUAAGCCCAACCUAUCCAUCAAAUCAAGCCUGGAGAGACAAAGUAAGACUCAGGAAAAAGUUGUUAAGCUUCCAACCACAGACAAAGCCAACAAGUCCCCUCCUCCACCCCCACCACGACGAAACUACACCACCAACACUGUGUUGACCACCACCCGAUCUGGAGAGGUCAUUUACACCAGCAGAAAGGACUCUGUUAUGGAGGGUGAAGAGGAGUCCAACGGGUCAGCGUCUCAGCCUGAACCAAAGUCCUCUCCAGAGGCGAAGCCCAAACUCAUUACUCCUCCUCCACCUAUCGCUGCCUCGGCUAUCACUGAGGAAGAGGAUGAGGGAGACAAGAUUAUGGCAGAGCUACAGAAUACUGAAAAUCAAGAUGACAAGAAUCCUGACACUGAUGAGAACUGCAACAAUACAAUUCGUCAGAGUCCUGGGGUCAUCUACUAUGUCACAGCUCAGAUCUCCAAGGGGACUUCAUCAGCCUCGGAGGAAUCAACAGACGCAUCACAUUCUCCCCCAUCACAGGUGUCACAUGUCAAUGCUUCUGACCAAUCCCAAAAUCAGCUGCAGUUAUCCACUAACAAAUUUGGUGCCCUCAAAAGCAGUGGCCCUGCCAGCUCUUCUAGCACUCUACACCAAAAUCAGCUGUCUCUUUCAGCCUCGUUGAAGACAGAUACACCCUCUUCAUUGGAAGAAGUUCCAGCUAGCCCAACCCAAGGGAAAGUUCAUGUUGUUAAGGCUGCUCAAGUGCAGAUUAGCAUAGAGGAGAGGGUAGAGUCUCCAACAGCAAUUUGCUCACCAGUCUCUUUUGAAGACACCGUACCGAUUCUUUCUAAAGGAAUCCCUGUUGGGACAGAUUUAGCAAAUCAGAAACUUAUAUUUGGUUCAUCCAAGGUGAAGGAAAGGAAAUUUGAAGAAAUGGAGGAAAUUAAUGAGGCCUAUCUCAGUCCCGAUCUGUCAGGAGAAGAGCCACCUCCGCCUCCUCCUGAUAACUUUGCCUUUAUGAUCACUAACACCAAGGUACAAGCCCUUUCCACUGGAGAGUACCAUCAGCUAGUCAAUGCCAAGAAAGGUAGUGUGCAGACAGUAACUUUUGGCAGCAAACGACCAAGUGCUUCUGGAAGUGGCAUAGCAUCAGGAGGGGAUGCUGGUACCAGUGGUUCCACUGGUGCUGACAAUACAAGUAAAAAGCCAGUCAUCAUUAUCUUUGAUGAGCCAAUGGAUAUCCGCUCAGCUUAUAAACGCCUCUCUACUAUCUUUGAAUGUGAGGAGGAACUAGAGCGGAUGCUUGCAGCAGAAAGAAUAGAUGAGGAGAGUGAGGAAACUGAGGAAGAAGAAUGGACUAGGUGUGUGCAUGUCAAACAGAAUGGAGAUGGUAGGGAUUUAGGGAAAGGUACUGGUUCAAAUUCUCCUGCAGAUAUCACAGACAGUCGAGUCAUUAACUCUUCUUCAUCCUCAUCUUUAUCUGAGGGAGAGGCAUUAGUAGAUGUUACUGAUGGUGCAAAGCAAGAUGGAAAGAAGAAGUUUAAGUUGAAAUUCCCCAAGAAACAGCUAGCAGCAUUAACCCAAGCCAUUCGGGCUGGAAGUAAAACAGGCAAAAAGACUUUGCAGGUUGUUGUCUAUGAGGAUGAGGAAGAGACAGAUGGAACUGUCAGACAACACAAAGAAACCAAGAGGUUUGAAAUCGCUUGCUCCAAAACAGAGUCUUCAAAAUCAAAUCUCCAGGAACCAACUGGACGAACUGACGAGAUUCGUAAGAACACCUACAAAAGUCUUAACAGUCUAGAGCAAACUAUAAAGCAGCUAGAGAACACAAUUUCUGAAAUGGGACCAAAGUCUUCAGAAGAGCCUGAAAUCUUGGUGAAGCCUGAAUCUCAGGACAAUACGACUGAAGAGACUCCAGUACACUCGGAGAAAGGUCUUGCUACCAAAACCUUGGUCCCUAGGUCAAGUUCUGCAAGCAAAGGUCCUGGUCUUCGAAAGAAGACAAAACCUCAGCUCCUUCCACGGCCUCCCAUCAUUCCAACUACUGGGGUCUCAGUCAAACCAGUUCCUACCCAGCAGAAUGCCAGCAUGGUCUCACCUACUAGUCGGAUGCCAGUGCCUGUUUCUGCCAAGGUGCGGCAGCAACCGGGCACCUCAGAGAAAGAGAGGGCAACAAAACCGCAAAAGCUACAGGACUCUCAGAGGCAGUUCCGCCAGGCUAAUGGAAGUGCUAAGAGAUCUGGAGGAGAUCCCAAAUCCACUUCUACUACAGUGCCUGCUUCUAAAAUUCCUGCUUUUUCCUCUAGUAUGGGAAAAGGCUUGUCCCAGUCUGAUUCUAGUAAUAUUGUUAAUUCUUCUUCUCCUUUAUCUCCCUGCCUUCCCACUAGUAAAUCCUCUAUCCCUCCUCCUCGAUCCAGUUCCAUCCCUUCCUCUCAUAUCCCCUCCCAUUCUAAUGGUUCUUUAAAAUUUGCCCCUCCCAUUCACAGCACUAAAGGCCUCUCUGUUCCCACACAGACACAAAAUGGUCGACCUUUCUCCUCUUCUUCCUCUUCUUGCUCCCACUCCCCUUUAUCCCCGACUAUGUUGAGUCACAGUGCAAAGAGUAUCCAUACCAUUCACACAGCCAGCUUCACCAGCUACAGUCGGCCACACAACGGGAGUGCCAGUAAAUCAGCUAUCCCUGCGGUAACUGUCGCCAAAAAUGCUGCGUAGAAUGCUUUGCUGCUUCGCAACCAUUUAUGUAUCUCUUAAUGAGGUGGAGUUUCUCCUGAUUUUACUUUGAUUCAUUUAUUUUUUUUAUUGUUUAUUUUUAAACAGAUAAUAUUGUUGUAUCAGAGUUUUGGCAUGACUGGCUAAUAUUACAUUUAGGGCUGGGCGAUAUAUCUAACGAAUAUGAUCAUGCGCAUCUAAUCAGUAAAGCUGCUUCCGUGAUCACCGCUAAAAUUGCCAUCACCUGCUCAUAAUUGGAGUGGCAUUUGAUAGACAGAGCCGUAGAUCGCUGACAAGCUACGCAAUAUCGCGUUCAUUAUUGAAGGCGAUUCAAUCUGCGAAAAUGAACGCGAUAUUGCGUAGCUUGUCAGCGAUCUACGGCUCUGUCUAUUAAAUGGCACUCCAAUUAUAAGCAGGUGAUGGCGAUUUUAGCGGUGAUCACGGAAUCAGCUUUACUGAUUAGAUGUGCAUGAUCAUAUCGUUAGAUAUAUCACCCAGCGGUAUCUGUUAAAGUCUAAGGCCAUCAUCCAUUACUCAAUGUUUAAAACUUGAAUCUCUGCAAAUCAUGAACAUUUAGAAAGAUAAACGUAAAAAAAAAGACUUAACUGCAGAGAGCAGACUCUUGAUCAAAGAUUUUACAGAGCACUUCAUUUGAAAAGAAUAUUUAUUUUUCAAACAAGUAUUCAAGUCCACAGUUAAAGCAUGUAAACAAUGUUUUGCUCAUUUGUAUACUCUAAAUGAUUGUAGAUUAUUUUCAUUUUUUGUAAGUUGACAUAUGAGCGAUAAUACGUAAAAAGUACUGUAGGUUUAUUAACCAUUAAUGUAAAUUGACGAACAUUGUGUCCUAUUUGUUGUUCUUUUUCUUUCUCUCAUGCACUGCCAAUGUCUUUAAGAUUUAUUGUUAUAAAUUGACAACAGUUUUACAAUGAACAGUUGUCUGUCUUUUCAGUAGUUGUGCCUGUUUGCCAAAGUUUGUAAUUUACAUCCUUACAACUGACUAUAUAUACUGUGUUAAACACUCUGUACAUUUAUGGAUAGGUUAUACCUAACAACAUACUUGUCAAAAACCCUUUAUUUACUCAUGCAGUCUAUUGUAGUGAUUGAUAAAAUUGCUCUCUACUUCACAUGUACAUACUGUAACAUCUCUAUUUUAGAGUUUGUCUUUAGUUUUGUUAACAUUGAACCAAAGUUUGUUUCUAUGCAUGCCUAUACAAAAUUGUAGAAGGAGAUAAUGUAAUAGAAAAAAAUCAUGCUUGCACAGACAGAUUUUGUAAAUAAAUGUCUUUGGUUUUGUAUAGCUUUAAUUGCAGGAGCAAUCUGUGCAAAAGAGUAGGUAUUAAAACAGUAAAGUUCUGCAUGCUUGUCGUUCACACGGCUGUGGUUUCUCUACUGCAGCACUGCAAGCCCUUCUAUUAAACAUUUUGGCAGAUAGUU
Messenger RNA from Carassius gibelio (silver crucian carp), 7890 nucleotides. RefSeq names its product sickle tail protein homolog. Bases 307 to 6459 code for a protein of 2050 amino acids. The record is from RefSeq and is a predicted model, not a curated record. Gene Ontology annotation, cellular component: cytoplasm. Lineage: Eukaryota; Metazoa; Chordata; Actinopteri; Cypriniformes; Cyprinidae. The transcript is spliced from 21 exons.